AUGACCAAUGAGGUGCCUGGCCCAUCAGGUCAAUGGAUCCAGAAAGAAGCAACCUUAGUUGUUCCAAACAAGGUUAAGAAUGUAAACAAUCACGUCUCUGUACAGACAGGGGAGGAAUUUUCCAUGGAGUUUCUUCAGGAUCGUUUUGCAGCAAGAGUAGUUCCUGCUGUGACUGAUACGGUUGAGAAUUGUGAAAAUAAGGUUGGAUUAAAUUAUAAUCAGAAUUAUCAGCUGGGCUAUCAGGAUCUUAAUGGUAUUCUGGGGUUGAGGAGGACGGAUUCUGAGUGUGCAUCUGAUACAUCUGAUUUUGUCUCGGCGAAAGGGUCAUGCAAAGAGAUUGAAAAUGGCGUUUGUGUUGACAAGUUAAGCAGAUGCAACAGGGAGGAAGUUGAUAGCAGACAAGGAUCAAGGAAGGCUUUUGGAGAACUGAAUUUUGACCGGGCUGGUUUUGGACCAACUACCCUGCCUAUUUAUAUGUCUGAGUCCCCUCAUUCCAACAACCUUAAUGGGUCAGGAGUGUUGGAUGGUUCUCAAUCUGGGAAGAUGAAAUUUCUUUGCAGCUUUGGUGGAAAAAUUUUGCCCAGGCCUAGCGAUGGGAAACUCAGGUAUGUUGGGGGGGAGACACGGAUUAUUUCCUUCAGGAAGAAUAUCUCGUGGGAAGAGCUUGUGGAAAAAACUUCUGGUUUUUGCAACCAACCUCAUACGAUCAAGUACCAGCUCCCAAGUGAGGAUCUUGAUGCUCUUAUAUCUGUGUCAUCUGAUGAGGAUCUUCAAAAUAUGAUAGAGGAGUACCAUGGGCUUGAAAGGCAUGAGGGUGAAUCUGAAAAUACAUCUUCCUUUGAGGCAGAUAGCAUACAACAAAGCAACCCUGAUUAUCAAUAUGUUGCUGCUGUAAAUGGCAUGAUAGAUCCUAGUCCUAGGAAAAACAGUGGAGGGCAGAAUUUGACUGAAGCAAGUCAACAGGGAACCAAGACUUCGCUAUUUCCUAUGGAGAUUAAGAGUGAUUCUAAAGUCUUGCUUCCUAAUCAAAUUUUGAGUGAAUCCCAGAAUAUGGCUAGGUCUGCCGUUCAAUCUCCUUCUUUUUCUCCAAUUACACAUCAACGAGGAGAUUCCAAGAGUGAUCAUUUACAAUCACGUGGUGUUAACUCAUGCCAGGGUAGUAAUGAGAGCAGCAGUUCUUUUGUUAGUUCUCAACCACCACCAGAGAACUCUAGCAUCAGCGCUGCAGGUUAUAAAAAUCAUCCACUGGGGACAGUAACUUUUAUGGAACCUGGCCAACACUAUGGAGGACAUAGUCACAACCGCAAUCCCAGCAAAGAUGCCGCAUCUGCUUUAGCUUUUGGUCAAAACGAAGGUGAUUUUGAUGGAUUUUCUCAUGAGAGGCCAGUCUAUAAGGAAACAUUAACUCCUCCUGACAGGCCUAUCUCACACCCAGAACAUCCAAAGGCUAUGUUGUCAGGAUCUAAUGAUUCCAUUGAUUGUCAUCAUGGCAUACCACAUGCAUUUUCUGAUUCAAAACUGCAAGAGAAUGGAGGGAGGUCUAUAUACUGUUCACAAGAAGGCAUGAGCCCAUCUUCCCCCUUAAACCUCCCAAAAGCUCAAUUGUCAUUGCUGCUGAACUCAGGUGCCUCACAAGAAAAGCCAACCCAACUGCAUGACAAUACCGAAUCUUUCAAUCCUCAGCUGCAAAAUCAGUUACAUGGUAUGGAGUCAAUUGGAUUGCAGAGAAGACUGGAUUUGCCAAAUUCUUCUCCAUGUUUAGAAUCUUUGGGCAGGAAUGAACAUGCUCCCAAAGGUAAUGGUGAUGUUCCUGACAAAUACUGGACAUCUAAAAUGAAAGAUUCUUUGCCUUCGGAACUGACAAAGAAGUUCAAUGAAAAGGAUCCUUUCCUUCAUCAAGAUGAGACCCUUUAUGGGACAAGAUCACCUGCCACUGGUGUUGAGUAUCGGAAUGGAUUCCCUAAUAUAAAUCCCAACCCAACAUCUAGUUUUGUGUCUGGGGUUGUCAUUCCUGCAGCCAUUAGUUUGAAACCUUUGGUAGAUAACAAGAUGGAGGAACCUAAGAACUUCCAACAUGACAAAACCCCUAUCAAUAUUCUUGUCACAAGCCAAAGAACUGCCAAUGAUCAGGAUUGUGCUUUGACAGGGACUGCAAAUGGUGAACAAGGACAGAAUGUUUCAGGGGCCAGGAAUUCUGAAGUUGCAGGAUUAUUUCCAAGUACUAGACAUUCUCGUAAUGAAAAUUCUUUAGCAGAUCUCAUCUCAGGGUUGUCCGAUGGCCCAAACUACCAUGAACCUGCACAUCCGCAACUUGUUGCAAGUCAAAAGGAUGUAGGUUUCCAAGAACCCCUGCUAAUACACUCUGCAAAGAUGUACCCGUCGACAGUUCUUGAUGACCCUGAGUUGCAAGACAGUGACCAUAGGGUGUUGCAGAACCCAAUCCAAGAUGCUGCAUUUAAAAUAGGGGUCUCUCUCAUUGACGAUGACUUUGUAAAUUGCCCUGAUGAGAAUGCUGAGAAGUUGAGCUCGAAUGUUGUUGAAAAUGUUGCUGUGAGACAACCAAAAUCCCUAACAAUGAGUAAUGAUAAAAAGCAGUUGGAGUCGGUGAUAAUUGUGGAAGAUGUAACCGACACUAUUACUCCUGGCAUCCAGUUUUCAUCAGUAGUUUCCCCAUAUUCUGUGGAUGAACCCAUUGGUGAUCUCAUAUCCCCUACUGCAACAGAGGUGGAGAGCAUCAUUCCAGAUUCUGAAUAUGAGGAUGAUAGGGUCAGUGAGGGAGACAAGAGUGAAUCAUUUAGUGAUGCAAUGAUAGCUGAAAUGGAAGCCAGCAUCUAUGGCUUGCAGAUUAUAAAAAAUGCUGAUCUGGAAGAAUUACGGGAAUUAGGAUCUGGUACAUAUGGAACUGUGUAUCAUGGAAAAUGGCGGGGAACAGAUGUUGCAAUCAAGCGAAUUAAAAAGAGCUGUUUUGCAGGGAGAUCAUCAGAGCAAGACCGACUGACAAAAGACUUCUGGAGAGAGGCGCAGAUCCUUUCAAAUCUUCAUCAUCCAAAUGUGGUUGCAUUCUAUGGGGUAGUACCUGACGGAGCUGGUGGUACGUUGGCAACUGUAGCCGAAUUCAUGGUCAAUGGGUCACUUAGGCAUGCACUACUUAAGAAGGAUAGAUCACUUGACCGUCGUAGAAAGCUUAUAAUUGCAAUGGAUGCAGCUUUUGGCAUGGAAUACUUGCAUUCAAAGAAUAUUGUCCAUUUUGAUUUGAAGUGUGACAAUCUGCUAGUCAACUUGAGGGAUCCUCAACGACCUAUAUGCAAGGUUGGAGAUUUUGGUUUAUCGAGAAUCAAACGCAAUACUUUGGUAUCUGGUGGUGUGCGAGGAACUCUUCCUUGGAUGGCACCAGAAUUAUUAAAUGGUAGCAGCAGCCGGGUUUCUGAGAAGGUGGAUGUGUUCUCGUUUGGAAUUUCAAUGUGGGAGAUCUUGACUGGGGAGGAACCAUACGCGAAUAUGCAUUGUGGUGCCAUCAUUGGGGGAAUCGUGAAGAACACUCUUCGACCUCCUAUUCCAGAACGUUGUGAUUCCGAGUGGAGGAAUCUGAUGGAACAGUGCUGGUCACCUGAUCCUGAAAUCCGGCCAUCAUUCACUGAGAUAACUAACAGAUUGCGAGCUAUGUCUAAUGCACUUCAGGCAAAGGCACCUCAGAAUCAGACAAGACAUAUGAAGCCCAACGUUUGA
Prunus armeniaca (apricot) is the source of this 3726-nucleotide messenger RNA. The record is from the annotation of a GenBank genome assembly. NCBI's taxonomy places the organism in Eukaryota, Viridiplantae, Streptophyta, Magnoliopsida, Rosales, Rosaceae.